GCGGCACGCAGGCCUCGCAGCGGCUCCUGGCCUACAGCGACGCGCUGCUUUCCAUCAUCGCCACCGUCAUGAUCUUGCCAGUGGCUCAUACAAAAAUACAGCCUGAUCAGGAACUCAAUGAAAGUGUUCAGCAGCUGCUAGCCACCAGAAUUGCUGUUUAUCUGAUGACAUUUUUAAUCGUGACGGUGGCUUGGGCCGCUCAUGUCAGACUUUUUCAAGUGAUUGAACUCAUAGACGAUGUUCUUGCACUUCUAAAUUUGGCCUGUAUGAUGCUGAUUACUUUUUUGCCAUACACGUUCUCCUUAAUGGCCUCCUUUCCAGAUGUUCCAUUUGGCAUUUUCAUGUUUAGUAGCUGUGCUGUUAUAAUCGGUUUUGUCCAGGCGGUCAUUGUCAUGUAUGGGUUCCACCACCCGUAUCUCCUCAAUCACCAAAUUCAAGUGUCUGAGAACCAAGCAUUUUAUAAGUAUCACAUCUUGAAGAUUAUACUACGAGGACCAACGCUUAGCUUUUUUGCUGCCAUCUUCUCGUUCUUCUUCGUCCCAAUGUCUUACGUGUUCCUGGGACUCAUUAUAUUCUUCCCACAUAUCCGUCACCUGACCAAAUGGUUUACAAGCAAGACGGAUGGUGAGUAUGAGGAUGAUACGCAGGAGACAUAUGGAUUGCCUUUAGAGUCGUUCACUUUUUACCUCAACGAACCUCUGAGCAAGGAAAGAGUCGAAGCCUUCACUGAUGGAGUUUAUGCUAUUGUAGCAACCCUGCUGAUUCUGGAUAUAUGCGAAAAUAACGUUCCUGAUGCUAAAGAAGUACGAGAGAAAUACCAUGGACUUCUCAUCAAUGCUCUGAGCGAAUACGGUCCAGCUUUCCUUGCUUACUUCGGCUCCUUCGUAACUGUUGGCCUUCUCUGGUUUGUCCACCACUCGCUCUUCCUUCAUGUGACGAAAACCACUCGGCUGAUGGGCCUCCUGAACAACCUUUCCUUGGCUUUCAUUGGCGGGCUCCCUCUCGCUUAUCAGCUGACCAGUCAGUUUGCAAAGAAGUCUCACAACGAAACCGAAGCCAUCCAGGUCAGCUGCGUCACCAUUUUUUUCGGCAGCAUCUUCCAGUUCGGGAUAUGGACUGCCGCUCUGUUCUACGAAAGGGAGACGCUGCACCCUUACGCCCGGUACGGCGGCAAAGAGCACGCCUUCAUGUUUGCCAAGCUCGCUCUCUACCCUUGCGUCAGCCUGGUUGCCUUCUUCCUGACGUGCGUCCUCAGCGAGUUGAGCGCCACCAUCUUUCAUCUCAUGCAGAUAAUUGUCCCGUUUGCCUUCCUUGUGCUGCGUAUCUGUGUCAGAAUAGCUUUGGUGACCAUCAAGCACCUAAUGUCCCUGUCCAGGCCACGGGAGCAUGUGUUAGAAGAAGAGGAAGCAUGUUUGUCUCCUCCUGAAACGUUGUCGUAGGAUCUUUGCUGUACUUUUACUAUGAUAACUGUGGAAUUGCUGUGCCUUGA
Euleptes europaea (tarantolino) is the source of this 1489-nucleotide messenger RNA. It is a transcript of the gene TMEM175, whose product is annotated as transmembrane protein 175. The coding region runs from base 69 to 1439 and encodes 456 amino acids. Lineage: Eukaryota; Metazoa; Chordata; Lepidosauria; Squamata; Sphaerodactylidae. The transcript has 10 exons. Gene Ontology annotation, cellular component: lysosome; endosome. Gene Ontology annotation, molecular function: proton channel activity; potassium ion leak channel activity. The record is from RefSeq and is a predicted model, not a curated record.